Molecule: messenger RNA, 739 nt
Organism: Carcharodon carcharias (great white shark)
Lineage: Eukaryota; Metazoa; Chordata; Chondrichthyes; Lamniformes; Lamnidae
Product: phospholipase A and acyltransferase 3-like
Exons: 4
Coding region: 134-661 (175 amino acids)
Biological process (GO): N-acylphosphatidylethanolamine metabolic process
Cellular component (GO): cytoplasm
Molecular function (GO): A2-type glycerophospholipase activity; glycerophospholipid phospholipase A1 activity
Source: RefSeq, a predicted model, not a curated record
AUAGGACCAACGACUUUAUAAAGAAAGUCACAUUGUUUCUCGAUUCCAUUCCACAAGUGAUUUGACGUGGCAGAGUGAUUUGAUGUUCACAGUUGCCUAAUUCUUGGUUUCAGUUUGCAUUCACGAUUUGAAAAUGCACAAAUCAUCGCGCCAACUCAAAUGUGGAGAUUUGAUCGAAAUAUUCCGAGUUGGGUAUCAACACUGGGCUAUCUAUGUUGGAGGUGGAUAUGUCAUUCACUUAACUGGAGAUGGAGGAUCAAGUUCAAUGGCAAUUGGAUUGUCCAGUUCUACGGAAUGUGCUGUGGUUAAAAAGCAACUUCUCUCUGAGGUUGCUGGAAAUUACAAGUACCGUGUCAACAAUAGUUCUGACAAGAAAAGGGUCCCAUUACCUGUUGACCAGAUAAUAAAAAACGCUGGAGCAAAGAUUGGAAAGAGAAUGAAAUACAAAAUAACAGCAGCAAACUGUGAACACUUUGUUAAUGAGCUUCGAUACGGUAAAAAAAUAUCAUAUCAGGCUGCUGCUGCUGCUCGUGGUGUGGCUGCAGGUGUUGGUACCGCUCUUCUAGGUGCUGCUCUAGUUCCGUCUGCUCCUUUCGCUGUUCUUCUUGCUGCUGGUGUGACUGCAGGUUUUGCUGUUAAUGCACUUAAAAAUCUUUUAUGAUUUAUAAAGUCACUGGCUGAUAAGUAAUUGUGUGAAUUGAGCUGGUUCAGUAACUCUGUUGUGUUACACUCCUUAAAA